GCGGCGGCAGCGGGGACAGCGGCGGGCGGUGAGCGGCCCCGGCCCCCGGGAACCCACGGAACCCGGCCGCCCCCCUUUUCCGCCUCCUUCUGCCGGGGGGCCCCGGCGGAGCCUCCCGAGCCCGUCCGGGUGGGACGGCGGCUCUGGGCGCGCUGCUUCGCUGCUUCCCCUGCGAGCGGCUGUGCGGGGGCUGCGCGGUGCCCCCCGGGGCGCUGCCCCCGGCCAUGCCGCCCCCGGCCCGCCGCCGCCUGCCUCCGGCCGCCCGCCUGCCCCCGCGCACCUUCCGCAGUUACCUGCCGCGCUCCCACCGCACCUACAGCUGCGUCCACUGCCGGGCGCACCUGGCCCGCCACGAGGAGCUCAUCUCCAAGUCCUUCCAGGGCAGCCACGGCCGUGCCUACCUGUUCAACUCCGUGGUGAACGUGGGGUGCGGCCCGGCUGAGCAGCGGCUGCUGCUGACGGGACUGCACUCGGUGGCUGACAUCUUCUGCCAGAGCUGCAAUACCACCCUGGGCUGGAAAUAUGAACAGGCAUUCGAGAGCAGCCAGAAAUACAAGGAGGGGAAGUUCAUCAUCGAGAUGUCGCACAUGGUGAAGGAGAACGGCUGGGACUGACUCGGGGGCGCAGCUGGGACUUGGAGGGCGCGCUGGGUGACCCCCUCCUUGGCACCUUCUCGGUGCCCCCUGUGUGGCACCAGCCGCGGGGAUUGCAGGGCUUUUAUAGGGCAAUAAAGGCUUUUUUUUUUUA
Messenger RNA from Catharus ustulatus (Swainson's thrush), 747 nucleotides. It is a transcript of the gene YPEL4, whose product is annotated as yippee like 4. The transcript is spliced from 5 exons. Lineage: Eukaryota; Metazoa; Chordata; Aves; Passeriformes; Turdidae. Bases 225 to 614 code for a protein of 129 amino acids. The record is from RefSeq and is a predicted model, not a curated record.